Messenger RNA from Aspergillus pseudonomiae, 579 nucleotides. RefSeq lists its product as uncharacterized. The transcript is spliced from 4 exons. The record is from RefSeq and is a predicted model, not a curated record. Bases 150 to 452 code for a protein of 100 amino acids. NCBI's taxonomy places the organism in Eukaryota, Fungi, Ascomycota, Eurotiomycetes, Eurotiales, Aspergillaceae.
UUUCGUUCGAAAACCCACGAUGGUUUUCUUAGCUGCUGAUCGCUGCGACUGGCUAGUAUACAAUUUCUCGGCGUUUUCGUGGUUUAAGUGAUAUAUACACAGUACAAAACGCUAGGCCUCUCAUACACUUUCUACUUAGUAUCCCUUGCAUGCCGGACACUAUGUUGGAUGCUUAUAACCCUAAGUACCUCGUAGAGACUCGCAGUCAUCGUUAUCACCCUCGCAGACUACUCAACCCAACCCCCAUCAACCCUACUUACACAUAUACCAGUCUCCCAAAGACAAGAAACAUAUCGAUGAGGAUGUCUCAAGUUCAACAAUACUGGCUACCAGGAUACGGUCUAUCACGACACAUUGUCCUCGGACAUAUACAAUACUUCCUAGGGCCAUCAGCAUCAGUCAGACCAUACACAUACCAGUCUGCCACCAAAAGGGACGCGAAGGCUAUCUGAUAGUCGGUGUACCUCUAACGAGGGAACAAAUCGACGAUCUUGCGGCCAUGUCACGAGAGUAUGAGCGGCAAGAGACCCUUCGGAUGGCGGGCGACGAAGCAUCCACCAGCCAUGCUGAGCCCUAUAU